ACUUUUCCUCCCUCUCCCCUCUGUCUCGCACGCACCCUCUGUUUAUUUUCCUGCCUCCAUCUGGGCCCUGCUGAUAUUGUAAUCACCCUGAUGCACGUUGGCUCCUCUCCUCUCCCUCCUGCGCGCACACACUCACUCACACACAAUGUGCCAUCCUGACAAGCCUUUUACUUCUGAUAAGCUCCGAUGUGUGUUUAAUGAAUACAAAGCCGCGGUGUGGGUGCCGCGCGCUCGCAGCCCCAAGAAAAGAUUGAUCUCUGGGCUGGUGAACAUAAUCUCUGUCCCAGUCAGAAAAGGAGAGGAAAUUAGCAGAGCGAUUGGUGGAGAAUGAUAUCUGUCAAAAGAAACACUUGGAGAGCACUGAGUUUAGUAAUAGGUGACUGCCGGAAAAAGGGGAACUUUGAAUAUUGUCAAGAUCGUACUGAGAAGCACUCCACAAUGCCAGACUCACCUGUGGAUGUGAAGACGCAAUCCAGGCUGACCCCUCCCACCAUGCCGCCGCCUCCCACCACUCAAGGAGCCCCAAGGACCAGCUCAUUCACACCCACCACAUUAACUAAUGGCACGAGCCAUUCACCUACAGCCUUGAAUGGCGCCCCCUCACCACCCAAUGGCUUUAGCAACGGGCCUUCCUCUUCUUCCUCCUCUUCUCUGGCUAACCAACAGCUGCCCCCAGCCUGUGGUGCCAGGCAACUCAGCAAGCUGAAACGGUUUCUUACCACCCUGCAACAGUUUGGCAAUGACAUUUCACCUGAGAUCGGAGAAAGAGUCCGCACCCUUGUACUGGGACUGGUGAACUCUACUUUGACAAUUGAAGAAUUUCAUUCCAAACUGCAAGAAGCUACUAACUUCCCACUGCGACCUUUUGUCAUCCCAUUUUUGAAGGCCAACUUGCCUCUGCUACAGCGUGAGCUCCUCCACUGCGCAAGGCUGGCCAAACAGAACCCUGCCCAGUACCUCGCCCAGCAUGAACAGCUGCUUCUGGAUGCCAGCACCACCUCCCCUGUUGACUCCUCAGAGCUGCUUCUCGACGUGAACGAAAACGGGAAGAGGCGAACUCCAGACAGAACCAAAGAAAAUGGCUUUGACAGAGAGCCUUUGCACUCAGAACAUCCAAGCAAGCGACCAUGCACUAUUAGCCCAGGCCAGCGGUACAGUCCAAAUAAUGGCUUAUCCUACCAGCCAAACGGCCUGCCUCACCCCACCCCACCUCCACCUCAGCAUUACCGUUUGGACGAUAUGGCCAUUGCUCACCACUACAGGGACUCCUAUCGACACCCCAGCCACAGGGACCUCAGGGACAGGAAUAGACCUAUGGGGUUACAUGGCACACGUCAAGAAGAAAUGAUUGAUCACAGAUUAACGGACAGAGAAUGGGCUGAAGAAUGGAAACACCUUGAUCAUCUGUUAAACUGCAUAAUGGACAUGGUAGAGAAAACGCGACGCUCUCUCACUGUACUAAGGCGAUGCCAGGAAGCAGACCGGGAGGAAUUGAAUUACUGGAUCCGGCGGUACAGUGAUGCUGAGGACUUGAAAAAGGGCGGCGGCAGUGGUAGCAGCCACUCCCGGCAGCAGAGUCCCGUCAACCCAGACCCAGUGGCACUAGAUGCACAUCGGGAAUUCCUUCACAGGCCUGCAUCUGGAUAUGUGCCAGAGGAGAUCUGGAAGAAAGCUGAGGAGGCUGUGAACGAGGUGAAGCGCCAGGCAAUGACCGAACUGCAGAAGGCCGUGUCUGAAGCAGAGCGGAAAGCCCACGACAUGAUCACAACAGAGCGAGCCAAGAUGGAACGCACGGUGGCGGAGGCCAAGAGGCAGGCAGCAGAAGAUGCGCUGGCUGUCAUUAACCAGCAGGAGGACUCCAGCGAGAGUUGCUGGAACUGUGGCCGGAAAGCAAGUGAGACCUGCAGUGGCUGUAACACAGCCCGAUACUGUGGCUCCUUUUGCCAGCACAAAGACUGGGAGAAGCACCACCACAUCUGUGGACAGACCCUGCAGGCUCCACAGCAGGGAGACACCCCCGCUGUCAGCUCCUCCGUCACACCCAGCAGUGGGGCCGGGAGCCCAAUGGACACACCACCAGCAGCCACUCCGAGGUCAACCACCCCAGGAACCCCCUCCACCAUAGAGACAACACCUCGCUAGACACUAACUCAGACUGUUGGAGAAAAGACAACACAACCAACAUGAAACCAAUUCCUCAUCCUCAGAUGCUCAAAGUCGUUUUUCUGUUUGUUUGUUUAUAGGUGAACUAUCUAUCCUAUUUCAGUACUUCGGCAAGAGAGAACCUAACUGUAUCUUGAGGUGGUAGUAAAACAGAGGGCCAGUAACGGGUCAUAAUGACUUAUUGUGGAUAACAAAGAUAUCUUUUCUUUAGAGAACUGAAAAGAGCAAAGAAUAUAACAUGAAAUGCUAGAUUUGACCUCCUCCCUGUUAUUUUCAAGUAGCUGGGAUUUUAAACUAGAUGACCUCAUUAACCGAUGCUUUACCAAACAGCAAACCAAGAGAUUGCUAAUUGCUGUUGAAAGCAAAAAUGCUAAUAUUAAAAGUCACAAUGUUCUUUAUAUACAAUAAUGAAAAAAAAAAAAGGCAAUCCCUCAA
This is a messenger RNA of Jaculus jaculus (lesser Egyptian jerboa), 2598 nucleotides long. RefSeq names its product RUNX1 partner transcriptional co-repressor 1 (gene Runx1t1). Gene Ontology annotation, cellular component: nucleus. The transcript is spliced from 12 exons. Gene Ontology annotation, molecular function: transcription corepressor activity. The record is from RefSeq and is a predicted model, not a curated record. Lineage: Eukaryota; Metazoa; Chordata; Mammalia; Rodentia; Dipodidae. Gene Ontology annotation, biological process: negative regulation of DNA-templated transcription; DNA-templated transcription. The coding region runs from base 328 to 2142 and encodes 604 amino acids.